AUGCUUCGGAAAUUCAUAUUCUUGCAUUUCUCUACUGCUUUUUCUCCUAAAGUUCAUACAAUUUCUUCUCCUCUGAUUAGAAUUAACAAGUUCCAAUCACAAAUGGGGUCAUCGUCUGGUUCUUCGCCAAAAUUGCUUUUCCGCCAGCUAUUUGAGAAGGAAUCUUCUACUUACUCUUACCUUCUUGCCGAUGCUUCUCACCCUGACAAACCAGCCUUGUUGGUUGAUCCGGUUGAUAAGACAGUGGAUAGGGAUCUUUCUCUUGUGAAAGAAUUGGGUUUGAAACUUCUAUAUGCAAUAAAUACUCAUGUACAUGCUGAUCAUGUGACUGGCACUGGUUUGAUUAAGAGUAAGGCACCCGGAGUGAAAUCUAUUAUUUCCAAAGCAAGUAAUGCAAAAGCUGAUCUUUUCGUUGAGCCUGGUGAUAAGAUAUGUUUAGGUGAUCUCUUCCUGGAGGUUCGUGCUACACCCGGUCACACCCUAGGUUGUGUCACCUAUGUCACUGGAGAUGGACAUAAUCAGCCUCAACCAAGAAUGGCUUUCACAGGUGAUGCUUUGUUGAUACGUGGAUGUGGCAGAACAGAUUUCCAGGGUGGAAGUUCUGAGCAGCUAUACAAGUCAGUUCAUUCACAGAUCUUUACAUUGCCUAAAGACACAUUGGUGUACCCUGCUCAUGACUACAAGGGGUUCUCUGUCAGUACUGUGGGAGAGGAGAUGUUGUAUAAUCCCCGUCUGACUAAAGAUGAGGAAACAUUUAAGAAUAUCAUGGCAAAUUUGAACUUGUCGUACCCAAAGAUGAUCAAUGUGGCUGUCCCUGCUAACAUGGUUUGUGGCUUGCAAGAUGUUGAAUCCAAAGCUGGUUAA
Molecule: messenger RNA, 864 nt
Organism: Fraxinus pennsylvanica
Lineage: Eukaryota; Viridiplantae; Streptophyta; Magnoliopsida; Lamiales; Oleaceae
Source: the annotation of a GenBank genome assembly